Beta vulgaris subsp. vulgaris (sugar beet) is the source of this 881-nucleotide messenger RNA. RefSeq names its product auxin-binding protein ABP19a-like. Gene Ontology annotation, molecular function: manganese ion binding. Gene Ontology annotation, cellular component: cell wall. The coding region runs from base 105 to 740 and encodes 211 amino acids. NCBI's taxonomy places the organism in Eukaryota, Viridiplantae, Streptophyta, Magnoliopsida, Caryophyllales, Amaranthaceae. The transcript has a single exon. The record is from RefSeq and is a predicted model, not a curated record.
CAAAUCUUUCAAUAGAUAUGCAAGCUAACCCAAAGACAAAAUCACAAAAUCACAAAACCAACUUUUAGCAUUCCACAAAAACCAGUGGGUUCUAUUUUUUUGUUAUGAAGAUGAUUUUUCCUAUUUUCUUCGCGUUUUCACUCUUAGUUUCCCAUUCUUGUGCUAAUAUUCUUUUCGACUAUUGUGUUGGAGAUUUAAGCUUGCCAAGUGGACCAGCAGGAUACUCAUGUAAAGAUCCAACUACAGUCACUGUAAAUGAUUUUGUUUCUUCUAAUUUGCGUGUUCCUGGAAACACAGCAAAUAUAUUUAAAUUUGGUGCAACCACAGCACUUGUAAAUCAGUUUCCAGGUAUAAAUGGUAUGGGAAUUUCUAUGCUACGAUCAGAUAUGGAUGUAGGUGGAGUCGUACCAAUCCACACACAUCGAGUGUCGGAAUUGAUCAUCGUCGUUGAAGGAACUAUACUUGCAGGAUUUAUUGACACAAAUAACACUGCAUUUUAUAAAACUUUAAACAAAGGGGAUGUGAUGAUCUUACCACCAAUACUACUUCACUUUCAAGUCAACGUAGGAUCAACUCCGUCAGUUGUAUAUGCAACCUUUCCAAGUGAAAAUCCUGGAGUCCAAGUUCUUUCCGCUGCUUUGUUCCAAAGCAGCCUACCAUCAGAAAUUGUUGAGAAGAUCACUUUGCUCGAUCAUGCACAAGUGAAGAAGCUCAAGAAGGUCUUUGGUGGCAUAAACUGAUUACAAAUUAAGCUACGCUGCAUUAGAUUGAUCUCGUCCAAAUUAAGUUGUAUCAUGUAUGUUCUGCAUCUUUAAUAAAAUGCUGCUAGUAUUAAAUAUGAGACGUGCUGCCAAAAAAAUUGAAACAGAUAUAUAACCUUA